This is a messenger RNA of Mytilinidion resinicola, 3733 nucleotides long. RefSeq lists its product as uncharacterized. The record is from RefSeq and is a predicted model, not a curated record. Bases 1 to 3576 code for a protein of 1191 amino acids. The transcript has 4 exons. NCBI's taxonomy places the organism in Eukaryota, Fungi, Ascomycota, Dothideomycetes, Mytilinidiales, Mytilinidiaceae. Gene Ontology annotation, biological process: vesicle-mediated transport; autophagy; endosomal vesicle fusion. Gene Ontology annotation, cellular component: fungal-type vacuole membrane; cytoplasm.
AUGGAGACCGCAGUACCGCCAGACCAAUUGCGCCUCUCUUCACAGGCGCAGAAUGGCUCAUACAUCCUCCGCAAGCUGGUCUCCAACAUCCCACUAUCAGCAGAUGGGCCGACUGCAGACGUAAGGAUAACUUGUGUUGAAGUAUGGAAUGGCAAUCUUUACAUUGGCACAUCCGCUGCAGAAAUUAUACACUAUGUCCUCAUACCCCCCGAACCCAAUGACCCGUCCGGGGAACCCACAGCCAUCUUUGCCUCGAGAUUUCCAGUCGCGAACACACAUGCCUUGACGGGACCAGGAGUCCAACAGAUAUUACCUCUACCUAGCGUUGACAAGGCAUGCAUUCUAUGCAACAAUACUCUCACGUUCCACUCGUUACCGGAGCUCACGCCGGCCUUCCCAAACACAAAGCCACUGUCAUGUACCUGGGUUGGAGGGGUGGACCUCAAUGCGGACUACGACGACCGGUCACGCGACGAUGGCGUCGUUCUAAUGAUAUGUCAGAGGAGCAGGAUCAGGCUAGCAAGAGUGAGCGAAGAAGGACCACGGAGCUUAAGAACCAUUGAGUAUGGAGGCUGUCCAAUAUCUGUCCGCAGGGAUGACUUUGCAUGUGUUGCAGAUGCUCAUUCCUACGCGCUGCUAGAUGUCGAAAACCAGCAGAAGAUCGGUCUUUGCCCGAUAUCCUCCCUAGAUCCGGACGGCGGGGACGUUGGCGGAGGGAUUGAAGAUAUCCCUUCAGGACCACCAUCACAUAACGUUUCUCGUAGUGUAUCAUCCGCGAGUACACGGCCGACGACUCUAAAACCACGAGAGGAGCCGCGAGGCCAUAGCAGGAGCACGAGUCUAGGCAUUUUCAGCUCUGGUGCCCGCACAGAAAGCCCACGGCCACCAGCAAGUCAAAGAUAUGGAUUUGAUGUUCCGGAGUCAUUCCAGAGGACGCAGUCUCCUGCUGCUGGUCGUUCACGAGAGAGACCAGCGCACCCGGAGAGAACGACCAGCCUUCCCAGAACUCCUACGCCAACGCCCGACAAACCAUUACCACCUGCCCCGAUAGAGGCUGCCGAGGAAACGGCACCGAAAGUAGAAAAGCCAUUCGUUCCUCUCAAGCCACAUGUUGUCUCCCCCAGUCCAUCUGAAUUCCUGCUGACGCGAGGUACAAUACCUUCUGAGCCGGGUUUUGGAAUGUUCGUGAAUUUGGAAGGGGAUUUCGUACGCGGCACAAUCGAGUUCAGCAACUAUCCAGAUGCACUCGUUGUAGAUGGAAGUGGCAUAGAUAUGGCCAGCUCACUGGGACCUGAGCAAGAUGUAGAAGAAGGCUAUAUCCUGGCUACAAUGCAUUGGGAGGGAGAUAAAGGCAUAGAAUACGGAGUAGAGCUUCAGCGAUGGGACGUCGACUUGGGUGAAGGCCAUGCAUAUAAAGAGUGGCUGGAUGUCACUGUUCUUCCAGGUUCCUCUACGACAAGCGUCCCCGGGAAGCAUACAGCGACACCCCUAGGCAUUCGGAACAUUGUUGCACCAAACGAUAUUGUACUGUCCGAAAUUGGCGAGAAACUUUCGGUGCAACGUUUAAAUCUUUCUGUUAUCUCCGGCAGCCCUUCUCCAGCCAAGGAAGCACCUGUCUCCAGGACGCGGCGACGGACUGCUCAAGAACAAGCAGAUUUUGAAUUCACAGAACGGUUAUCGAAGCUACAAACCCACAUUGUGCUUUGGGCAGAUAAUCAGGUCUGGUGGGUUGUACGAAGCCCUCUUGUCAUCAAGCUUGAUGCCCAGCUUGAGCAAGCGCAAUAUGCUCCAACUGACGACGGUGUUCGUAUUCACCCAAACCGUGAGCUAGUUGAGCACUUACUCAACGAGAUUCGUGGGCAAGAGCCUCGAAGCGAGUCAGAGUAUUUGGGAUUAAUCUACAUUCGACAAAAGGCUUCAAUCCUUCUAUUCAUGGAACUUAUCCUUCGAAGCACAACGAACAUCAUCAUCUUUGAAAGUGAGAAGAGGACGACAGAAAAUGCGUUGAUACAGGGAGAGGUAGACCCUAGAGUGAUUCUAGCUCUGCUUCCCAUACUUGAGAAAGAGGUCGUUGAAGGUCCUGAAGGCAUCACUAUCUCAGGCGGACUCACUACCUUGGUCGAGCAGUUCCUAGAACAAAACGACCUCUCUGCGAUGCCGGCUACCGUAAAUGGGCCUUUUGGCGACAAUCUCCUCCAACUUGUUAAGAGAUUUCUUUUCUCAUGGAAACGAAGGAAAGGUAUGGCAAGCGUUACUAAUGACCCCCAUGUCUUCCAGACGGUGGAUGCUGCUUUACUACACAUACUACUGCUCCUUGAUCGAGACAGUCCAAAAGGGCCCGCGACUGCAGGCUCGAUCCGAUCAGAAUUGAACGACGUUGUAGACAGGGAGGUCGAGUGUUUCGAUAGAGCUGUCGCUUUGUUAGAAGAUUUCAAGCGCCUUUACGUCCUGAGCCGUCUAUACCAGAGUAAUAGCAGGGCUUCUUCUAAAGCGACCAAGGUUUUGGCAACCUGGAAACGCAUAUUGGAAGGGGAAACAGACGAAGGAGGUGAAUUUGCUGAUGGAGAGCAAGAGAUGCGCAAAUAUCUGGCCAGGAUCCGAGACCAGUCGCUGUUCGAAGAGUAUGGUUCUUAUCUUGCGAACAGAAACCCCAAAUUAGGUGUUCAGGUCUUCACAGAUGACCACAGCAGAGUCAAAUUCGAGCCCAAUCGAGCUGUUGCUUUGCUUAAGGAGAAGGCUCCAGGUGCCGUGAAAGAGUAUCUCGAGCAUCUCGUCUUCGGGAAGAAGCACACAAAAUACGUCAAUGACCUCAUCGCCUUCUACCUCGAUAUCGUCAUCACCGAACUCGAGACUUCCCCUAACUCAAGAGCAAUAUUGCUCCAAACAUACGAGACUUACCGCGCUCUUACCCCUCCAAAACCGACCUACCGCCAUUUCAUCACUGAGAACUCCAUCGGCAAAGAAUGGUGGAACUCACGUCUCCGUCUCCUCCAACUCCUCGGCAGUAACCAAGGUGCUGCCUCAUCUUACGACGUUCCCACUAUUCUCUCCCGUCUUGAGCCCUACGAACAGGAGCUCGUCCCGGAAAUGAUCAUCCUCAACGGCCGCCAGGGCCGCCACGAAGAGGCGAUUAGGCUGCUGACCCAUGGCCUCGGCGACUUCGAUACGGCCAUCAGCUACUGUCUUCUCGGUGGCUCGAGCAUAUUCCGGCCGCCGUCCGGGUUCGUGCCUCAGGAAGCCAUUCCAUCACGAGAAGAGCAGGCACGCCUGUUCGGAUAUCUGCUGCAUGAGUUCCUGAAGAUCGAAGAUCUUAGCGAGAGGAUUGAGAGGACGGGCGAGUUGCUAGAGAGGUUUGGGGGGUGGUUUGAUGUGGCGACCGUGCUAAGCAUGAUCCCGGACUCAUGGUCUAUUGAGAUCUUCUCUGGUUUCUUGAUCAAUGCGCUACGGCGGUUGGUUAGAGAGCGCAGCGAGACUUCUAUAAACAAGGCACUGAGUGGUGCCCAGAACUUGAAGACGAGUGAAGAUUUGAUUGAUCGGGCGGAAGAACUAGGGCCAACUGUUGAGCGGGUGAUGUGAGGAGGGGUUUGAAGUGAUAGACAUACUAUGAGCGUGUAACUAGUAUGAUGUUUAGCGUGGAAUAUCCUCAUCGCGAGUUCUUCAAAAGGACAAUAUGUAUAUACAAGAGAAAGGAGUCCCAAUGUAUCUCUUCUUCUCACCUAUUGCUCAUGAUGUC